Messenger RNA from Bombus terrestris (buff-tailed bumblebee), 1731 nucleotides. RefSeq names its product glucose-induced degradation protein 4 homolog. NCBI's taxonomy places the organism in Eukaryota, Metazoa, Arthropoda, Insecta, Hymenoptera, Apidae. The record is from RefSeq and is a predicted model, not a curated record. Gene Ontology annotation, cellular component: extrinsic component of membrane; GID complex. Gene Ontology annotation, biological process: protein catabolic process in the vacuole; negative regulation of gluconeogenesis; protein targeting to vacuole. Bases 232 to 843 code for a protein of 203 amino acids. The transcript is spliced from 4 exons.
UUUAUUAAAAAUAAUUAAAAUUCCAUACUUAUAUGGAAAAGUAAGAUCUUUUUAAGGAACGUCGAAUUGAACGUUCGCAUAAAAAUUACGACCGGGGGUGUGUCUGGGUUCGAGGCUUUGCAUAAAUACAUCUACGUCCUGAAAAUUACCGGCAGUCAUUGCGAGAGUUUUGUGAUGAAGAAAUUGUCGCCCAAGGAGGGCAAAUUUUAAGAACGUUCACUUGAGCCGAGAAUGCCGGUGAAAGUUGACGUAGUACCACCACCGCCCGCAAACUCAAAGCAGCCGGGUGUCACAAAAUCUUUACUCUACAACGGUUCACGAUUUCAAGGUUCUCAAAAGUCUAAAGGCAACAGUUACGACGUAGAAGUAGUUUUGCAGCACGUAGAUGAAGAGAAUAGCUAUUUAUGUGGCUAUUUAAAAAUUAAGGGUCUUACAGAAGAAUUUCCUACUUUAACUACAUUCUUUGAUGGUGAAAUUAUAUCAAAGAAAUAUCCAUUUUUAACUCGUAAAUGGGAUGCAGAUGAAGAUGUUGAUAGAAAACAUUGGAGUAAAUUUGAAUCUUUUCGCCAGUAUGCCAAAACAUUUAAUUCAGACACAUUUGAUUACGAGGCUUUGAAGGGAACUGAUUUUGUUUUUAUGAGGUGGAAGGAACAUUUUUUAGUUCCUGAUCAUACUAUAAAAGAUAUCAACGGUGCCUCAUUUGCAGGAUUUUACUAUAUUUGCUUUCAAAAAUCUGCUGCUACUAUUGAAGGCUUUUAUUAUCAUCGUAGUUCAGAGUGGUAUCAAUCUUUAAAUUUGAAACACGUCCCAGAACAUAGCAUACAAAUCUACGAGUUCAGGUGAAAUCAAUGACUUUCGCACAUUUAUCUCUCGAAUUUCAUAUUUUGCCUCUCCUAGCUUACAGAUCUCAUAAAAAUCAAUCUUUGAAGUAGUUUCAAUCGAUUUGAAUAACCAACAACUUUUAAAUUGUUUAUGUUAAAAGUAAAGUACUUGAAAGAAUAUAUAUAAACUACUUCAAUAAGGUAUUUCUUAGGUUCUUUUUUAAAUAGUAGUACAUAAUAUAUAUGGUGCAUAUUAUAUAUUUACUUUAUAUAAAUAUUAGAGAGAUUUCGUAAAAGAAAGGUCAUAAUUGAAAAAGUGACAAGGAUUGCAGUCAUUGAUACGCUUGAUUAUAAAUUAGUUAUUAUUAAUAUUCAUUGUAAGAUGUUUUAUCGAAAUAAAUUAAUUGAUGUUUUUUGUCAAUUAAAAUGUUGUUAAUUAUUUGGUAUUUUUAUCUAUUAUAAGAUUGUAAUAUCGUUUAUUACCAUUAUAUAUAAUCAAAUUUACCCUAUAGUAUGAAUAGGGUUUCGUUUUUUUGUUUAAGUUCAAUGAAUAAUACAUGCAUAUUAUAAAAAAUCUCUACUAAAUUAUAUAUUUGAAAACAUGAAAUAAAAAAUCUUGUGGCAUUGCAUUAAAAGCAUAUACUUAUAUUUGAGUUACUUAUAUGAUUUAAUGACUGCAUUUGUAGAAAUUUAAGGUUUACUUAUAUUAUUACUCAUUCAUAUAUUUAUGAGAUCUGUUUGCCUCAACUGAAAUAACGGUGGUGACUGAAUGGAUUGAAGUGAAUGUAGUAAAAAAAAUCAAACUGGAACAUGAAAGUAAUUUUAAUAUUAUCUUAAGAUGUCAAAAUUUCAUGCUGAUAUUAUUCUCUUGUAUCAGCAUGAUACAGAUUAAAUAAAUGGUAAACUCAGA